AGAGAAGGAAGAGGAGGAGGACCACCAACCACUUCGGCCCCGCCUUCCUUUUCCUAGGCUUUCCCCGCAUCCCAGGCAUUGCCUCCUCCUCCUCCUCCUUCCUAGGAAAGAUGCUCAAUGCCCUGGGCGUCUGAGGAGGAGGAGGAGGAGGAGGAGGAGGAGGAGGAGCGGAGAGGAAGGGCAUGAGCACAAAGGAAGGCGAGGAACGGGCUGGUAGGGAGCAGGGAGGGUAGCCCUGGGAAAGAGGGAGAGCAGUGGGGAGAUGUCCAGGGGGCGAGAGCAGGGCUAAGGAAGGAAGGAGAGGAGGGAAGGAAGGAAGGAAGGAAAGAGGGAUGCAGCAGCAGCAUCAGAGAAGGAGGCGCCCCUGGUCCUGCCGCUGAACCGAGGAAGGGAAGGGAAGGGAAGGGCCAGGAUGGGCUGCGGGGGGAGCCGCGCCGACGCCCUGGAGCCCCGCUACUACGAGAGCUGGACCAGGGAGACCGAGUCCACCUGGCUGACCAACACCGACGCCGACCUCCCUCCCGCCGCCGAGGCCGGACCCGCCGAGACCAGGCGGAGGGGCCCCGGAAUUUUGGAAGACAGCAAAUCAACCCAGACCUGCAUUGCAAAGUCCUCACCUGCGAGCAGAGUCACUAGUACUGAAAAAAGAGCUCACUGUGGUACACAAUGUACAAAACUGACUGUUCACAACACUGGAGCAUCAACAGAGAAGCAGCAGAAUGGCUUUAGAAGCACUGAGGGCAAACGGGAAAACAAGAAGAAAGCCACCAAGGAAGUUGCUAUCAAUGCCUCCAAAACAAUCAGACAAAUUAGUAGCAACAAAAGAAUGGCAAAGAACUGUGUCAACUAAAAAACAAAGGAAAUGGUGAACGAACUCUGCAAUAUUUUGCUGCACUUUAAUGGACUACUUAAUGUGAAGCCCUCACAGUGUUUUGGUAUUUUGCUGAAUGGGGUGGCAGGCUGCUAUUGAGUGCCUUUGGAAAAACUCUUGUUCUAAAUGCCUGUUGACACUGGAUGUUUGCACACUCCUUGUUAUGUGUUGCCAUUUGGGUGAGGCUGGGCCAGCAAUUAGUACGUAUUUUUUAUUGUCACUGGAAUAAUUUCAUAUAAAAAAUAAAACAAAAAUAUUUUUAAACCCCCUCAAGACAAUCCCUCAGAAACAUCUUCUCUGGCUUAUGCAGUUCUCCCAUGGUUGCCUCUUAUGUUCAGUCUGGGUAUAAAAUGUUCAGCAUCCUAACUCUCAGGGUGUUCUCAGCAGUUUCUGUAUCCAAAGUGGCAUAUUUUAUUAUUUCCUUCAGUGGCGUGCUGGAUAUACCAUAUAAUUUGAAAUACCAUGGGAGUUCCCUCAUUAUCCCGUAUAAUUUACUACUAUAGAAUAUAGUGAGUUUGGUGCCAACAGAGAUAAUACUGUAAUAGUUGGAAGGCACAGAGUGAUAUUGUAACCCCGAUGCACCACAUGGGAGCUUUGUGUUGUUAUAAAAUGUUAGAACGGACGAUACUUGCUCUUCUAUUAGUGGAAUCGACCCAACAAUAUGAACUCAUAGAAGAAUAUGUCCUUCAGUUAUAUACCAUGCAUUUGCUAGAGCAAGAGGCUGUAUCAAAGAGUCUUUUUAUAAUAUAAAGCUUGACCAACAAUGCAAAUCUGGCAGUGUCCAUUUGUUUUUGAUUAAAAGCAUGUUGCUCUAUAAUAAAAC
This is a messenger RNA of Anolis sagrei ordinatus, 1694 nucleotides long. It is a transcript of the gene BAALC, whose product is annotated as BAALC binder of MAP3K1 and KLF4. NCBI's taxonomy places the organism in Eukaryota, Metazoa, Chordata, Lepidosauria, Squamata, Anolidae. Gene Ontology annotation, cellular component: cytoplasm. The record is from RefSeq and is a predicted model, not a curated record.